AUGUCUGAAUUAGAAUACGCUAACAACUUUAUAAAUUUUGUAAAUGAUUCACCUACUCCUUAUCAUGCAGUGAACACCGUGAAAUCAAUACUCAUAAAAGCUGGUUUUGAACAAUUAGAUGAAAGAUCAAGUUGGCCCAAAUUGAAAAAAAAUGGAAAAUAUUACGUCACAAGGAAUGCUUCUUCAAUAAUUGCAUUUACCAUUGGAGGAGAAUAUGAAAAUGGAAAUGGAAUAGCUAUUGUUGGUGCUCAUACAGAUAGUCCAUGUUUACGAAUUAAACCAAUUUCAAAAAGAACUUCUGAAGGAUUUAUAACAAUUGGAGUUGAACAAUAUGGAGGAUUAAUAGCUCAUACUUGGUUUGAUAGAGAUUUAUCAAUUGCUGGAAGAGUUUAUGUCAAUGAAAAUGGACAAUAUGUUCCAAAACUUUUGAAAAUUGAUAAAACAUUGUUGAGAAUUCCUACUUUAGCCAUACAUUUAAAUCGUGAAGUUAAUACAAAAUUUGAAUUUAAUAAAGAAACAAAAUUAGUACCUAUUGCAGGACAAGUUGCAUUAGAGAAAUGUUCAGAUGAUCCUAAUUUACAAUUAACUCCUGAACAAUUUGAAUCUGUUCAACAUGUUAUAUCAAGACAUAAUCAAUCAUUAAUUGAAUUAAUAGCUAAAGAAUUAGGAAUUGAACCAAAACAAAUUGAAGAUUUUGAAUUAUUAUUAUAUGAUCAUCAGAAAUCUGUAAUUGGAGGAUUAAAUGAUGAAUUUAUCUUUUCACCAAGAUUAGAUAAUUUAACAUCUUGUUAUACAGCAGCACAAGCAUUAGUGGAAUCAAUUGAAACUUUGAAACUGUCUAAAGGUAUUCAAUUAAUAAGUUUGUUUGAUCAUGAAGAAAUUGGUUCACGUAGUUCACAUGGAGCAGAUUCAUCUUUUUUACCAGAUAUUUUACAACGUUUAACUCGAACUGAUUUUAAUGGUGAUUCCUCAGUAGACUAUUACCAUGAAACUAUUUCCAAAUCAUUUUUAUUAUCUUCAGAUAUGGCACAUGGUGUCCAUCCAAAUUAUACAGAAUUUUAUGAAUCUCAACAUCGUCCACAACUUAAUCUUGGACCUGUUAUUAAAGUAAAUAGUAAUCAACGCUAUUCGACUGCGUCAAAUGGAGCAGUCCUUAUAAAAACAGUAGCUAAUAGAGCUAAAGUAAAUUUGCAAAUUUUCGUUGUUAGAAAUGAUUCGCCUUGUGGUUCAACAAUUGGUCCUUUACUCAGUAGUAAAUUAGGUAUAAGAACAUUAGAUUUGGGUAAUCCUCAAUUGUCAAUGCAUUCAAUAAGAGAAACUGGAGGAACUUAUGAUAUUAAAAAAUUAAAUGAUUUAUUUAAAUCCUUUUUUGAAAAUUAUAUUGAAAUUGAAUCUAAAAUAGUAUGUGAUCAUUUAUAA
Lodderomyces pseudojiufengensis is the source of this 1419-nucleotide messenger RNA. RefSeq names its product aspartyl aminopeptidase. Lineage: Eukaryota; Fungi; Ascomycota; Pichiomycetes; Serinales; Debaryomycetaceae. Gene Ontology annotation, biological process: proteolysis. The record is from RefSeq and is a predicted model, not a curated record. The coding region runs from base 1 to 1419 and encodes 472 amino acids. Gene Ontology annotation, molecular function: metalloaminopeptidase activity; zinc ion binding. Gene Ontology annotation, cellular component: fungal-type vacuole. The transcript has a single exon.